Molecule: messenger RNA, 2863 nt
Organism: Microplitis mediator
Lineage: Eukaryota; Metazoa; Arthropoda; Insecta; Hymenoptera; Braconidae
Product: sodium-coupled monocarboxylate transporter 1-like
Exons: 13
Coding region: 163-1887 (574 amino acids)
Biological process (GO): transmembrane transport; sodium ion transport
Cellular component (GO): membrane
Molecular function (GO): symporter activity
Source: RefSeq, a predicted model, not a curated record
UUCGUGACCAGUGUGGUGCAGCCGUUUGGUUUAGUUGCUCGAGAUGUCUACAUUGAGUAAUAAGAGUGCUUGUUAGUUGUCAAUCUAAUCGUAAUACGAUCUAAAAAAAUAUAUAGAUACAUAUAAAUAUAAAAAAAUAAGAUAUCUGAAGACUUAAAAGCAAUGGAUGAAAAACGGACGUUUGAUUUACUGGAUUGUGUUGUUUUUGCACUUAUGUUAGGAGUGUCUGCGUUUGUCGGUAUUUAUCAUGCUUACAAAGCACGUAACAACCCCGACGCAGUAAGGGAGUAUCUGAUAGGCGGACAAAAAAUGUCCAUUUUCCCUAUCAGUAUGUCUUUGAUAGCUAGUUACAUAUCGGGGAUCGCUUUGCUAGGACUUCCGGCAGAAAUGUACGUUUACGGAACGCAGUAUUGGUCGGUUAUAAUUGCUGACGUUUUUGUUUCGUUAACGAUGGCGAUAAUAUACCUGCCAGUUUUCUAUGGUCUUGAGAUCACGUCUUCUUAUGAGUAUCUGGAGUUGAGAUUCAACAACUACGUCCGCCUGCUGGGAUCAAUAAUAUUCAUUAUUAAAAUGCUACUUUACAUACCGCUAGUAGUGUACGUCCCGGCGCUAGCAUUCAACCAAGUCACUGGAAUAAAUGUACAUAUUGUCGCACCACUUGUCUGCGCUGUUUGUAUCUUUUACACGACACUGGGUGGAUUAAAGGCUGUCGUAUGGACGGAUACCAUUCAAACGAUUGUUAUGUUUGGAGGAGUUAUUAUUGUUGCUGUUCUCGGAACAAUGAGAGUCGGCGGGUUCGCUGAAGUUUGGAGAAGAAAUUUCAUCACUGGAAGAAUCGAGUUCUUUAACAUGGACCCAAACCCGACAGUGAGACAUACUUUUUGGACUGUCGUUGUUGGAAACUACUUGAACUGGCUCGCCAGCUGCUCAGUCAACCAGGCUAUGGUUCAACGGUGUCUCGCGAUGCCGACUUUGAAGAAAUCCAAUAUCACUAUUAUGAUUAUGGCUGUCGGAAUAAUCAGUAUUGUCUCAUUGAGUUGUUACACGGGUAUUCUUAUUUACGCUGCUUUCUAUGAUUGCGAUCCGGUCAUCACAAAACAAAUUAAUAAAGCAGACCAGUUACUGCCAUUUUAUGUGAUGGAAAUAGCCCAGUCAAUUCCGGGAUUACCGGGACUUUUUGUCUCUGGUGUAUUCAGCGCAGCUUUAAGCACUAUGUCAACGGGAUUGAACUCAAUGUCUGGUGUCAUUUAUGAGGAUAUGAUUAAACCACUGAUGAAGAAGCCAUUGUCCCAGGUGGCAGCCAGUCGGGUUAUGAAGUUAAUGGUUGUAUUAAUUGGGAUUAUUUGUGUAGCUUUAGUAUUUCUUGUUGAAAAACUCAGUGGAUUAAUUCAGGCGGGUAAAAGUUUAUCAGGAAUAACAGCUGGACCAUUACUUGGUAUUUUCACCCUCGGAAUGUUUUUCCCUUGCGCGAAUUCAGCGGGCGCACUGGUAGGAGCUUUAGUUAGUCUACAUUUUGUAGCUUGGAUCUCGUUAGGUACUCAAGCAGCACUUUCCAAUGGUAUUAUUAAGAUUCCGAAAAAACCAGUCUCCAUUGAAGGAUGCUCGGAAAUUUUACAACACGCUGCUGCUAAUGCAACAUUAAUUAAGGACACUAUUAACCAGCCUUUUUUCCUCUACCAAUUGUCAUAUCUCUGGUACACGUGGGUUGGAUUUUUGACGGCAAUUAUUAUUGGAUUAUUUGUCUCAUGGCUUACCGGUCUUAAUAAAUAUAAGAGUGAAGAUAAAAAGCUAUAUACACCGGUUAUACAUUGUCUUUUAUCUUCAAAGACGUCAAAGAAAACGAAUGCAAUGAACCUUGAAGCAACUCAAUGUACGUCAGUUAGUUAAUAAAAUGAAAUAAAUAUAUAGUAAAAUUUAAAAAAAAUUUUUUGUCAAAUAUUUGUUACUUUUUUACGUCAAAGAUGAUCAUCAAAAGAACAAGUUGUAUAUAUAAUUAAGACGCGAAAGUAAAUAUAUAUACAUAUAUAUAGACAUUUAUAUGUAUAUGUAUAUAAAUGGAAACAUGUAAUGGAAGUUAUGUUAGUUAUAUAUGUAGUACAGAGAGUAACUAAACGAAAAGUUUCUUCAAUUCCCUCGACCCAUGUAUAUCUUAUACAUUCAACACUCAGAGAUACAUAAAGCCGAGUAUAUUCACGCUGUACUAUGUAAUCUCCGGUCAAAUGAAAAUAUGAAGCUGGAGGUAAAAGCGCUAGCUAAGUACCGUAUGUCACAGCACCGCAGAAUGGAAAUUAGUUUCCAUAAAAGGACCAAAAAAUUUAUUAUAGAAUAAAAAUAUUAAAAAUGGAGAUAAAUAUUUUAAUUUUUAAAUUUUGAAUUUAAAAAAAUUUUUUUAACUUCCCGCUAAGAAAAUUGUAAAUUUUCAAAAAUUCGGGAAGUUAUUGGUUUCGGUCCGAUUUACGAAAAUCGAAUUUUCAUCAGAUGUCGACGUUUUGAGAUCCUAGGAAGCUAUUCUGACUAAUUUCAAGAUGAUGUCCGAGUGUACGUACGUAUGUAAAUACCUGCAUCUUUUGAACGGAUGAACCGAUUUUGAACUUUAAGGUGUCAUUCGACGCGGCUUAUCAAUAUCUUGAAGCUGUGAGAAAUUGAGCUUGAUCGGUAGGGCUCGUUCAAAGAUAUUCCAAAAAUAAAAUUUUUUCAAAAAUGUUUUUUGUGGAUAACUUUCAAUAUGCUCGAUGGAUUGAUUCCAAAAUCGACUGGGCUCUAGAGCUUUAUAAGCCGCGUCGAAUGCGACCCCAACCGUCUCAAUCGGUUUAUUCGUUUGAGAGAUAUCGUUGGAAAAAAAAUGGUAAAAAACUAUUUUUUU